Molecule: messenger RNA, 394 nt
Organism: Prorocentrum cordatum
Lineage: Eukaryota; Dinophyceae; Prorocentrales; Prorocentraceae
Source: the annotation of a GenBank genome assembly
CGACAGCGACCGCACGGCUGAUCCACAGGGGCUGAUCCGUCUCGGGAGCGCCCUGCCGGCCAUCGGGCCGCUCGGCCGCCUGGGCCCCGCCGCGCCCGCCGCCGAGGACUGCGCCAGCGCCCGCAUCGAGCUGUCCGUCCCGCGCGUGGGCGAGGUCGGGAUCACGCGGCUCCGCUUCAGCAGCUCCGCGUCGAUGUGCCUGAAGCCGCUGGUGAGCAAGAUCCCCAUCGUCGGGGCGGUGCAGUUCUUCCCCCGCGGUCGGGCCGGCCCGAGCGGAUUUCGAGCUCACGGGGCCCAUGAAGGACCUGGCGAACACGGAGUUCCUGAGGUCCGCACUGCCCAACCUAUCCCCAUCCCCACUGGGCCAUGGCAUCUCGGCCCCACCAGCCGACCC